Molecule: messenger RNA, 1154 nt
Organism: Octodon degus (degu)
Lineage: Eukaryota; Metazoa; Chordata; Mammalia; Rodentia; Octodontidae
Gene: Tcf15
Product: transcription factor 15
Exons: 3
Coding region: 56-655 (199 amino acids)
Biological process (GO): developmental process; regulation of transcription by RNA polymerase II
Molecular function (GO): DNA-binding transcription factor activity, RNA polymerase II-specific; protein dimerization activity; RNA polymerase II transcription regulatory region sequence-specific DNA binding
Source: RefSeq, a predicted model, not a curated record
GGCGGGGCGCGGCAGGCGCAGGGACGCGGCGCGGGGAGGACGCAGCUGGGCGCCCAUGGCGUUCGCGCUGCUGCGCCCCGUCGGCGCGCACGUGCUGUACCCGGACGUGAGGCUGCUGAGCGAGGACGAGGAGAACCGCAGCGAAAGCGACGCGUCAGACCAGUCGUUCGGUUGCUGUGAAGGCCUGGAGGCGGCGCGGCGCGGCCCCGGCUCCGGGGGCGGGCGACGGGCGGGCGGUGGCGCGGGCCCCGUGGUGGUGGUGCGGCAGCGGCAGGCGGCCAACGCGCGGGAGCGGGACCGCACGCAGAGCGUAAACACUGCCUUCACGGCGCUGCGCACGCUUAUCCCCACCGAGCCGGUGGACCGCAAGCUGUCCAAGAUCGAGACACUGCGCCUGGCGUCCAGCUACAUCGCGCAUCUAGCCAACGUGCUGCUGCUGGGCGACGCGGCCGACGACGGGCAGCCGUGCUUCCGUGCGGCUGGCAGCGCCAAGAGCUCCGUCCCCGCCGCCGCCGACGGCCGCCAGCCACGCUCCAUCUGCACCUUCUGCCUCAGCAACCAGCGCAAGGGGGUGAAGAAACUCAAGUUACUUCACUUUACAGGUGAAAAAACUCAUGCUCAGUUGGCCGUCGUGACCUGGGAGGUAGCUGCUUGAAAGUGAGGGGAGUGACCCCGCUUCGAGGGCCACGGAGAUGAGCCUGAGCCACUGCAGCAUUUGUUCCAAGUAGGACUCUGGAGAAGGAAGCCAGCUACUGGCUGGGCAGGGGAAAAGACCCCAGAUGACAUCAGACCCAUCGCUUCUCUGUAGGGACCAGAAGACAAUGGCAUGGGCCCAGGGUCUUUUGGGGGAGGCCCCUGGAACAUCUCCAUCCCACCCUGGAGACCUGUGAGGACCCUUCCAGCGUACACGGGCCUAGCUGCUCAGAGACAUUGGAAAAACCAAAGACUUGGUGACCUGUAGAGGUUGUGCGUGUGUGUGCAUGAGUAUGCGUGUGCAUGAAAGAGAGAGAGUUGGUGGGGUUUGAAAUAAAAGUAUUUUUAAAUAAGAGAUGUCAUUUCCAGCUGAGGAAGGGAAGGGCCUAUGAACAGCAGCAGUUGGAGAUGGCCCCUUGCAGGACCUAGAAGGGGACACCAAGUGUCAGGGAAUGCCAGCC